Chara braunii is the source of this 747-nucleotide messenger RNA. Lineage: Eukaryota; Viridiplantae; Streptophyta; Charophyceae; Charales; Characeae. The record is from the annotation of a GenBank genome assembly.
AUGACAACGGAGUUCCGACACAUGCUGGAUCGAUACGUACUUAUCUAUCUCGACGACAUCUUGAUAUACAGCCGAAGUUUGGAGGAGCAUGUGGAACACCUGCACACCGUUUUGGAGCGACUACGACAGGCCAAGUACAAAGCCAACCGCGACAAGUGUGAAUUAGUGCGGCAGGAGCUGGAGUACUUGGGCCAUUAUGUGACGCCGGAAGGCAUUUGUCCGCUCGCGGACAAGAUCGAGGCCCUACGAGUAUGGCCCGAGCCCACCAACACCACAGACGUUCGUUCAUUCAUGGGAUUGGCGGGCUACUAUCAGCGAUUCAUCACCGGAUACUCCAGGAUUGCUGCACCUAUGGCAAGGUUACAGUCGCCAAAGGUGCCAUUCGUAUUCGAUGACGACGCACGCCGGUCAUUCCAAGCACUUAAGACGGCCAUGCUCAUGGCACCCGUCCUCAGCAUCUAUGACCCCACCUUGCCGACGAGAGUGACUACGGACGCUUCCGGCUAUGGCAUUGGGGCUAUCUUGGAACAGCACGACGACGACGACUGGCACCCUGUGGAGUAUUUCAGCCACAGAGUGCCUCCCAUCAACUCGCUGGAUGAUGCAAGAAAGAAGGAGCUACUCGCGUUCGUCAUGGCUCUCAAGCAAUGGUGGCCCUUCCUCCUUGGGCAUCGUAGGUUCACAUGGGUUACGGACAACAAUCCAGUGACCUACUACAAGACGUAGGAUACGGUGAGCAGCACGAUC